GACCAGUCCGAAGUUAUGGGAUUUCUGAGGUACAUUGAACGCAGCACCGGUUUUGCUUCCGGGUGUUUGGGGUUACUGCUCGCGCUGCUCACGUUUCGAAGAACGCUGGUGGACUUCUCCAUCUCUGAGCUGAGAAACUGUUGUCCUGGAGCCCGGUGCCGUUUCCAUGGUGAAAGGAACGUAGCUUUUUCGGAAAGUUCGGGAACCAACAGGAACCCCGCGUGGUUCUGUUCAGUAAAAAAGUUUUGUCCUCAUCCAGAUGAAGAACAGAGGAGGAGGAGGCUGGAUGGACACUCGCCUGAAGCAACGAGUGGAGCAGUAUAUGGCCUCCAGCAGCAGCGAAUAUGUGGACCUUGCAGAAAUGGCCGUGGACCUUCAGAGACAGUUCAGCAGCACUCCCUGCCUCCUGAGUGGGUCAGCCGGUCCACUCCCUGCUGCCUCAGUGGGUCAGCCGCUGAACACUUCUGUGGUUCUGCCCUCAGGAUGGACUACGGACGGAGAAACAAGACGGCCUUUAGGAUCCAGGUGGAGAAAGUUUUCAAGGCCGUCAAAGAGGAGGUGGAGCUGAACGACCUGGAAAGCAAACAUCUGGCCAAGAGAGCCCGGAGCAGCUGCAAUGAGACCCGGGACAGCAGCAGCAGCUCGGAGGACUCCUCAGACAGCGAUGAACAGGUGCUGGGAAACACGCCCAACAGUUCAGUUACAGCCCUGUACCGUAAGGGCCCUACUGCAGCAGGCAGAGCCAACCCAGCUCAAAAUGAAGGCACCGUAGUUUCCCCUGGAGGCUGGUUCAUUGACAAAGGCAGAGGCCCCACGACACGACCCGUCUUCAUCGACUUUUCGAAAGACGAGUCAGUGGACACACAAGCAAAUAGAGGUGCAUCCCAACUGGAGCCUGAGACCAAGAGGUCAAAGAAGAGGUCAAAGAACUCGGCCCAUUCUGCAGACUCCCAGGGAGUGAUCAAGAAUAAGAAAGCAAAGUCCAAGUCCCCAGAGCUGCAGUAUCCCCACCUGAGGUUUGAGGAUGUUGGGGGUAAUGAGGAGAUCCUAACGGAGGUGUGCAAGCUGCUGGUUCAUAUGCGCCACCCAGAGGUCUACCAGCACCUCGGGAUGGUUCCUCCCAGGGGCUUCCUGCUGCACGGACCUCCUGGCUGUGGGAAGACCCUGCUGGCCCAGGCUGUGGCUGGGGAGCUGCAGAUCCCCAUGCUGAAGGUGUCUGCUCCAGAGCUGGUAUCUGGGGUGUCAGGAGAGUCGGAACAGAAGCUCAGAGAGCUGUUUGAGCUGGCUAUGACCUCCAGUCCAUGCAUUGUGUUCAUCGAUGAGAUAGAUGCCAUCACGCCUAAGAGAGAGGUGGCCUCCAAAGACAUGGAGAGGAGGAUCGUGGCCCAGCUGCUGACCUGCAUGGACGAUUUGAACAGUCUCACGGUGACAGCUCAGGUACUGGUGAUCGGCGCCACCAACAGGCCGGACUCCCUGGAUCCGGCCCUCCGCAGAGCCGGCCGGUUUGACAGAGAAAUCUGUCUGGGGAUCCCUGAUGAGGGCGCUCGGCUCAGGAUCUUGAGGACCUUAUGUCGGAAGCUGACACUGCCCGCGGAUUGCAACUACCAGCAGCUGGCCCGGCUCACUCCAGGCUACGUGGGAGCUGACCUCAUGGCUCUGUGCCGGGAAGCUGCUAUGGCUGCCGUGAACCGGGUUCUGCUGGAAACCAGGCCAUUGGCCCAGACUCCGCCGGACUGCCCUGAACAACCGUCAGGAAGUCCGGAGCAGAUGGAGGCUGGGACGGAUGUGGUUGUUAGAACUGAGCAGGAGGGAGAACUUCAGCAGCUCCUUGGCAUAUUGAAGAACACGGACACGCUGUCAGAGCAGGAGCUGGCUGGACUCUGCAUCCUCAUGUCCGACUUUCAGGACGCUCUGGGCCGGGUUCAGCCUUCAGCCAAGAGGGAGGGCUUCGCCACAGUACCAGACGUGACCUGGGAGAACGUAGGAGCUCUGCAGGACAUCAGGGAGGAGCUCACCAUGGCAAUACUGGCUCCUGUCCGAUCUCCGGAGCAGUUCAGAGCCCUGGGGCUCAGCGCACCAUCUGGGGUUCUGCUGGCCGGGCCUCCAGGCUGUGGGAAGACCCUGCUGGCUAAGGCGGUGGCAAAUGAGUCAGGCCUCAACUUCAUCUCCGUCAAAGGUCCAGAGCUGCUAAACAUGUAUGUGGGGGAGAGCGAGCGAGCGGUCCGCCAGGUCUUCCAGAGAGGACGCAACUCUGCUCCUUGUGUCAUCUUCUUCGAUGAGAUUGACGCCCUGUGUCCUCGCCGUUCAGGCCACGAGUCAGGAGCCAGUGUGCGGGUCGUCAAUCAGCUGCUGACAGAGAUGGACGGGUUGGAGACGCGAAAACAGGUCUUCAUCAUGGCUGCAACCAACAGGCCGGACAUUAUUGAUCCUGCCGUCCUGAGGCCUGGGCGCCUGGAUAAAACCCUAUAUGUCGGGCUGCCGUGUGCCGCAGACCGCCAUGCCAUCCUGAUGACUGUUACUAAGGGUGGGACCAGACCUCAGCUGGAGCAGGACGUCCGCCUUGAGGACAUCGCCUUUGAUGAACGCUGUAGUUCCUUUUCAGGAGCUGACCUGACGGCGUUGGUGAGGGAAGCGUCUGUAAACGCCUUGAAGGUCUUCAUGAAGUCCCAGCUUUCUGGUCAGACCCACCCCUCUGGCUCCACAGCCGAUAUCAAGGUCACCAAACAGAACUUUGAGGACGCCUUCAAGACCAUUCAGCCAUCCGUGUCCAAAAAGGACCAGCUGAUGUAUGAGAGGCUCAGGGAGUCCCUCAGCAGAUGACCACUGAACCAGAACCAAAUGUUUGCUUUCCCACGGAAGAAUCGCUCUUCAUGCUGUUUUUUUGGUUUUAAAAUAAAAUCAGGACUCAAACUUC
This is a messenger RNA of Cyprinodon tularosa, 2914 nucleotides long. It is a transcript of the gene nvl, whose product is annotated as nuclear VCP like. The record is from RefSeq and is a predicted model, not a curated record. Bases 16 to 2820 code for a protein of 934 amino acids. The transcript is spliced from 24 exons. Gene Ontology annotation, biological process: ribosome biogenesis. Lineage: Eukaryota; Metazoa; Chordata; Actinopteri; Cyprinodontiformes; Cyprinodontidae. Gene Ontology annotation, cellular component: nucleus. Gene Ontology annotation, molecular function: ATP binding; RNA binding; ATP hydrolysis activity.